GGGGGUGGGGAGGCGGCGGGGAGGAGGCUGUCAGGACCCUGUGGUUUGCCCCUCGCUCUGCCCGUGCCUGGCGGUCUCUGAUAAGCCUUUGGACCUCGUGUUGCCAUUUGCAAAACGACUGCAUUCCAAAAGAGAAUUUUCCAGAAUUCGUCUAGCUAAAAAAAAAAUUUUUUUUUUUUUGCCGGCGGGUAGGGUGGGAGGAGUUGUGGGGGAAAGUUAACGAUGUUACUGUUAGAUUAGUUUUUCUCUACCUUGGGGACAUUGUUUCUGCACAUAAUGAACAGUAUUUUACAGUUUCUAAAAGGGUCGCGUAUGAGUGUCUCAUUAAGGACUGCCUAGCGCUCUCACAUACGGGCAGGAAUCAGUGUCUUUGUUUAAUGGCUGAAAAUUACCCUCAGAGAGGUUAAUAUCACACAGGUGGACUGAAACCCAAAUUUUUACCUUCCAGAUCCCACGUUCUUGCCUCUGCAUGCGUGUGACUAAAAUGAACUAAAAUACCUACAUUACAAUAGAUACAAAUACCUUUCAGGAAAGCUAGUGUGCGUUGAAACCGUAGGAGAUGCAGUUUGACCAGACACGGGGCAGACUAGACGAUUCUGCUGCAGAAAGCACUGAAGAUGGACAAGGGUUGGAAGAAGAGCAGAGCUAACAGUCCACCUUAACGAGGAAUCUGGGGAGUUGGAGUAAUUCCUUUACAAACUUGGUAAAAUGUCUUUCUUCUUGACAUGGAUCAAAGCUAUUUUUAUCACUGCCCUGGCAUUUCCUCAUUAUUCUGAAACUGGUUUUGAACCUUCACCAGAAAUUCGUAGACUCCCAAAGUGUGAUGUGUAUGUACAUCAAUUACAUUUUUGCACAAGAGAAAUGGAUCCAGUCUGUGCAACCAAUGGCCAAACUUAUUCCAAUACAUGCGUUUUCUGCAGUGAACUAUUCGAAAGUGGUGGAGCGUUUGAUUUUAGUCAUUAUGGUAGAUGCUGAUUCUGCCUGCGCUACACAUUCCAAUACCUUUUAUUGCGAUCCAAUUUUGUGGUAGAUUCUACAACCAAUUAGAACGUCCUCAGUCAGAGUUUAAAAUUCCUAGAUAAUCACACAAAGACUUCUAUGGCAUACAAGAUGGAAUAUAGGAUGUUGAAGAAUUUUUCCAUGAGCCUAUGAUUGAAAGGUUUUCCUUCUCUAUGUUCAAUUAUUCAAUGACAGUUGAAAAACUAUCUUAAUUUUGUGUUUCUUAACAUAAAACCCAAUACAACUUAAUAAAUAUUUCAAUCAAUCCAA
Molecule: messenger RNA, 1269 nt
Organism: Felis catus (domestic cat)
Lineage: Eukaryota; Metazoa; Chordata; Mammalia; Carnivora; Felidae
Product: sperm-associated acrosin inhibitor-like
Exons: 6
Coding region: 709-975 (88 amino acids)
Molecular function (GO): protein binding
Source: RefSeq, a predicted model, not a curated record